Messenger RNA from Nomascus leucogenys (northern white-cheeked gibbon), 1138 nucleotides. RefSeq names its product tripartite motif-containing protein 49D-like. The transcript has 5 exons. The record is from RefSeq and is a predicted model, not a curated record. The annotation marks the transcript as partial. NCBI's taxonomy places the organism in Eukaryota, Metazoa, Chordata, Mammalia, Primates, Hylobatidae. Gene Ontology annotation, molecular function: protein binding.
GCUGUUUUGCAGGAGAAGCUUUUAAAGAAAAUGCAGUCUUUAUGGGGAAAAGCUCGUGAAAAUCAGAGAAACCUGAACGUGGAAACCACCAGAAUCAGCCACUGGAAGGAUUAUGUGAAUGUAAGGCUAGAAGCUAUUAGAGCUGAGUAUCAGAAGAUGCCUGCAUUUCAUCAUGAGGAAGAAAAACAGAAUUUGGAGAUGCUGAAAAAGAAGGGGAGAGAUAUUUUUCAUCAACUGCAUUUAAGCAAAGCCAAAAUGGCUCAUAGGAGGGAGAUUUUAAGAGGAACGUAUGAGGAGCUGAUGAAAAUGUGCCAUAAACCAGAUGUGGAGCUACUUCAGGCUUUUGGAGAUAUAAUAUACAGGAGUGAGUGCGUGCUGCUGCACAUGCCCCAGCCUCUGAAUCUAGAGCUCAGGGCGGGGCCCAUCACUGGACUGAGGGACAGGCUCAACCAAUUCCGAGUGGAUAUUACUCUGCAUCAUAAUGAAGCCAACAGUCAUAUCUUUCGAUGUGGAGAUUUGAGAAGCAUUUGUAUUGGAUGUGACCGUCAAAAUGCGCCCCAUAUCACUGCAACACCUCCAAGUUUUCUUGCAUGGGGUGCUCAGACUUUCACCUCCGGCAAAUAUUACUGGGAGGUCCAUGUGGGGGACUCUUGGAAUUGGGCUUUUGGUGUCUGUAAUAAGUACUGGCAAGGGAAGAAUCAGAAUGGCAGUAUAUAUGGAGAGGAGGGACUCUUUAGUCUUGGGUGUGUUAAGAACGACACUCAGUGCAGUCUCUUUACCACCUCCCCAAUUACACUGCAAUAUGUCCCAAGACCUACCAGCCAUGUAGGAUUAUUCCUGGAUUGUGAAGCUAGAACUGUGAGCUUUGUUGAUGUUAAUCAAAGCUCCCCUAUAUACACCAUCCCUAAUUGCUCCUUCUCACCUCCUCUCAGGCCUGUCUUUUGCUGUGUUCACCUCUGACCAGAGACAAAUCAGAAAUGUGUUCAUCUGCUGUGGGAACCCCUUUAUCCCAGAAAGCCCUCUUCCUUGUGCCUUAUCAAACAGGACAAAUAGGUUCUGUUCUAUGUCUUGAAUUGCAUCCUAAUGUUAUUAACACUCAUUUCUUGUGUUACUAUUAAAUGCGGUAAAAACACUAAAA